Molecule: messenger RNA, 888 nt
Organism: Penaeus vannamei (Pacific white shrimp)
Lineage: Eukaryota; Metazoa; Arthropoda; Malacostraca; Decapoda; Penaeidae
Source: RefSeq, a predicted model, not a curated record
AUGGCCCCAGAGCGCACAGCGGAGGCCGCCCAGACUCGCAUGGCCUCCCGACCCGAGAUGAGCCUGGCCUCGGCGCCAUGCAAUCAGCUGACUCGCGCGUGCAACGGCACAGCUGGCACUUCAUCCGCAACAAAGAAAAGCAUCGUUUUCCGAAGACACGUUGCAAGAGAUUGUCAUACAUGCAAUUGCUCUAAUGCAACACAGCGCGUCUCAGAGGCACGUCCGCAGAGACAGAGCCCGCGGACAUGUACAGUUGCUUUCAAAGGUUCCUUGACCCAAAGUCUCGCCCUGGGCGCCCUCCCUCUCGCGGUCGAAGACGUAAACAACGACCACAACCUCCUCCCGGGGAAGCGCCUCGUCUUCGAAGUCGCCGACGUCGGGAACAGCAACCUGGAGGCGCUGGCGGCGUUGUCCAUCAGGCGCAUGACGACCAUGAGGGACAAGGGCCACCUGGUCUUCAUCGGGCCCGACGACAACUGCGCCAACGAGGCCCUGGUGGCGGCCGCCUGGAACCUGCCCAUGAUCACCUACAAGUGCGCCGACAAGCGCGUGAGCAACAAGACCAAGUACUACACCUUCGCCCGCACGAUGCCGCCCUCGACCAAGAUCGUGAAGGCCCUCGUGUCCCUCCUGAAGGUGUACUCCUGGCGGCAGUUCGUCCUCUUGACUGAGCACACGAGGAACUACCAGCAGAUCAAGGAGGCUGUCAAGAGCUUCGCCGACCACCACAAGAUGAACAUAACGCGAGAGCUGAGCGUUCCGUACGACUACACGACCAGCGGCUACCACACCAUCCAGGGCUUCGUGAGGGGGACCAUUCGCUCGACGCGCAUGACAAUGUUCUUUGUACAAACGAUACAUCUGAACUACUAUGAGGUCAAGAUUUAA